Molecule: messenger RNA, 3590 nt
Organism: Folsomia candida
Lineage: Eukaryota; Metazoa; Arthropoda; Collembola; Entomobryomorpha; Isotomidae
Exons: 5
Coding region: 411-1598 (395 amino acids)
Source: RefSeq, a predicted model, not a curated record
UAGAAUUUAUUAAUAAACUCAUUUCUUGCUCACCAUGAACUGACCUCAGCCUCCCGUAGAGAACAGACCUUCAUAUUUCGUGAAUAUUUUGUUAGUAGUCGUGUAAAACGAGAGUAAAAAAAAUAUGCAUAAAUUUUGAGAAUAUUACACACGUUUAAGUUGCGUGACAAUUUUAUUUUCACGCGUGUGUUGGAGGCAACAUAUUUACACAGGUAUAAUGUACAUAAAACUCCCAAGUUUUCUCCGCAGUAAAUUGAGUGUGUAAAAUAUACAUUAGUCCCCUCUAAAAGCUGCUCUCGUUAAAAUGAAAGGUAAAACGCGGAUAAUAUGAAUCACUAAGUGAAGUGCGACGCAAGGAAAACUUUUCGUCGGGUAUUUUAGUUUCAUCGUAGCAGCAGAGAAGACCAGACAUGUUCUCCGUCGUCAAAUUCAAAACUGAUAAUUCCGUACAAGUUGUGUCGUCAAAUUGGUUGAGUGACGACAAAAAAUACUGCCACUGGCCACCCGGACCGAACUCUAAUCCAACAGCAAAAAUCAAAAAGCACGAAGUUCCCACUAGCAAAUGGCCAAAGCUGGAAGUGAAAUUCUGGAAAGCUACAGAUAAUUACAACGAAGCCAGAAAUCUGGAGAAGGCCGCAAGGGAAACAUCUGACCUUGAUACAACGGAUACUGAAACGACGUCACUUUCAAGUGCAAACGCGGCUGCACACUCAAGUCCACUUAUUAUAAGCACUGACAAUUUUCAAUGCAUGAACGAGACCUUAUCUAAUCCGGCGGAUAAUGUCUUAACCAUUAAGGGAAUCAAUCAUCCAUCAUCAAGUCUGAUUCAAUUUGAGGACCAGAUUUUUCAAGUAGACGUAUUCAACAACGCCACAUUCCCGCACGAUUCGAAUAAUUCAGAGGAAGGAGGAAGUAGCGUAGCACCAUUAGCAAGACCUGUCGAAAAUAAUCAAGCUCAAUCCUCCGCGGCAGCGAUUCCAACAUCAUGUGAAGAUUUGCUCUCUGAAAUCUUGAAACGACAGCUUGGUAUGGUUAUAUAUAUUUAUAAUAGAAAGUACAGCCGGGUUUUGAACUUAUCUUUUCUAGCAUUAGAGCGGUUGGUGGGUGAAGGAUUUGCUGCAAUUAAAGACGAUAAUAGGAGCAUUCUGGGACAUUUGGGAGGGAAGGAUUCAGAGCCAAAUGUUUUGCUUCCAGUCGACAUCCCUUUAACAUGUGCUGCUGACUUUUCUGAACUUGACACUUGGCUGGAAGAUGCGACAAAUUCAAAAAAACUGGAACACAUUUUCUGUGCAAUCGGAGGGAAAUCCAUACAGAAAGUCGUGUCAGGAAUUAUGAAAAGGAUUUUCUCCAAGGAACUCGCGGCAAAAGUCAAUUGGAACGGACACAACGAAAAAAUUCGCUUUGAAAUUUCAAACCUCUGCAAAGUUGUCAUUGCUGCUGCUCGAGCGACAAAGACAGAACAAAGUACAGAGCUGCCUGCCGUUACCGAAGUAGCGAAGCACAUUCAGAACUGGCUUCGAAAUCAAAGGGAAUUUGCUGGACAGUGUCCACCAUCGAAAAAUGUCGUCGUACAGAAGCAAAAGAAGAAGGAUCAAUGAGGGGACAGAGCGAUUUGUUCAAUCAAUUCAAUCAGCGUUAGGCAAUGGAAAACAAGAAGAAAGCGAGCAAAGUAUUAGUAACACUUUAGUUUUAGAUAAUAGUAUCAACAUUAGUUUAGAAACUAGUAUUUUAGGUGACAAAAAUAUUACUUCCUUUGUUGAGAAUUCUAAUUUCAUUGAUAUUGACAUUGAUAUUGAGUCUCAGCCUCAACCAGUGCCCAGAACACUAGAUUUCAAAGAAAGUCUCAAAUUAUGGAGCCUUCAGCACAAUAUAACUCAUUCAGCUUUGAGUGAUUUACUUAAAAUUGUUAACUCGGAAUUUCCUGACGUAAAGCUUCCUAAUUGUUCGAAAACAUUUUUGAGAACCCCUAGAAUCAUUUCAGUUGAAGAUAUUGCUGGAGGGCAAUAUUUUUAUUUUGGAAUAGAAAACCAAAUAAAAUCCUUGUAUGAUUCAAAUAAUUUAAUUUUUAGUUUCGAAUCAAUUUCAUUAUUAUUUGGCUGUGAUGGGUUUCCAGUUACUGAAAGUUCGAGUACUCAAAUGUGGCCAAUCUUAUUUAGAAUUAAGGAAUUUACCAAAAUUAGGCCAAUUUUAGUUGGACUUUUCUGUGGAGAAACAAAGCCUACGUCUUUGAGGGAGUAUUUAGAGAAAUUCAUUGAUGAAAUCUAUCAUUUACAACAAAGUGAAAUUCAGUUAACUAGCGAAAAAAAAGUAAAAAUAGUUUUGUAUUGUAUCGUUUGUGACACCCUUGCCCGUAGUUUCCUAAAAUGUAUAAAAGGACAUUCAGGCUAUAGUUCUUGUGAACGUUGUGACAUCGAAGGAUUUUAUGAUGGUCAUGUGUAUUUCCAAACUGAGGUAGGGAAUUUAAGAACAAAUGAAUCUUUUCGUAACAAAUGUGACCCUGACCAUCACCAGUCUGACUCACCCCUAUUAAGAUUAGAUUUAGAUUUGGUUGGCCAGUUCGUGUUGGACUAUAUGCAUUUAUUUUGUCUAGGAACAAUGCGAAGACUUUUAUAUCUAUUUAUUUCCGGCCCGUUGUCGUGUAGGCUAUCCUCUAGAAUGAUGCAGAUGAUCUCUGAUUAUUUAGCGUCAAUAAGAAAAAAUUUUCCCCGAGAAUUCUCACGCCGACCUCGAGGCUUAGCUGAAAUAAAAAGAUAUAAAGCCACAGAAUUUAGACAAUUUCUUCUAUAUACUGGUCAAUGUGCUUUAAGAAAUGUUGUGCCUGGCAAAAACUUAAAACAUUUCUUACUUUUUCAUACUGCGGCGUAUAUCUUAUUAUCUCCUAAUGCAAAUAAUAUUAAAUGGAAUUCUAUCGCUAAAGCUCUUCUUUCCAAAUUUGUUCAAGAAAUGGCUGAAAUUUAUGGUCGUAAAAGUAUAGUUUAUAAUGUACAUGCGAUGAAUCAUAUUGCAGACGAUGCACUUAAAUUUGGUUCAUUAGACAGUAUUAGUGCUUUCGCAUUUGAAAGUUAUUUGUUUUCUAUAAAAAAGUUAAUUAGAGGGAAUAAUUUACCAUUACAGCAAGUUGUAAAAAGAGUGAUGGAGUGGGGGCAAUGUCAAAUUUCUAAAAGUGCUGAACAUACUGUGAAAAUUUCCAACAAUAUUGUAAAAAUGUCAAAAAAGACAGAACUCAAAAGAUACAGGAUUUUGUCGUACUGGGUAACAUGCAAGAUGGGUGACAAUUGCUUCAUUUUAAAAAAUAAUGAUAUCGUAAUUGUUGAUAAAAUAUUUAAACUCGAGGAUGACGUAAUGAUUAGAUGUAAAAAGUUCGAUAAAAUCACAUCAGUUCCAGAUUAUCCUUUUGAUAGUUCACUUCUUGGAAUAGUUAAUGUAUCCAUAAAGCAUUGUUCAACUAUUAUUAUUAACGUGCAGAGUAUUGUAAAUAAGUGUGUACUAAUUCCUUGCCAAUUAGAUAGUGUAGAUACAUUUACUUGCAUUCCAAUGUUAAAAAUCAUUGAUUAAAAUUAAUAAAGGAUGUUAUGUACAUUAAUCAGUAA